Messenger RNA from Aplysia californica (California sea hare), 508 nucleotides. RefSeq lists its product as uncharacterized. Bases 33 to 368 code for a protein of 111 amino acids. The transcript is spliced from 2 exons. The record is from RefSeq and is a predicted model, not a curated record. NCBI's taxonomy places the organism in Eukaryota, Metazoa, Mollusca, Gastropoda, Aplysiida, Aplysiidae.
UGUUUUAAUACUACAAAUAUUCGAAGGCCUCUAUGCCUUUAUCAAAUGGAUACAUCCACCAAACUCCACGGACAUAUCCCAGCUUAGUGCUUGCUAUCGUGUUACUUUUUUUUUUUAAUUGUCCAUGUCAAUGUGCAGAUCCACGCCAGCAGAUAGAGGCUCCAGAUGACCCUUAUGGCGCUGUCCAAGAUCUCAAUAUGGAUGUCAUCGGUGCUGAUGAAUCUGUAGAAGAAUUUGUAUAUGGAAAUCUAAAGGAUUGGAUCUCACAAGAACUUCGGAAAAUGUGCAGUUCUGAUGGAAACAGGUCCACUGAUGACAGAGAGGAUGACGUAUUCAAUAUGGAGGCAGAUUCCAGCAAUGUGCUGUAGUAGGAGUAGCCUAUUGUCCAGCUGAGAUUCAGGAGGACUCUGAGGAUAUUAGGAGAAGGGAAGGAAGGACAUGAGGAAAAACGCUGUGCUUCGUUGGGGCUUUUGGGGGACCUGCUGAGGGGAUAGGACACUCCGACGGA